This is a messenger RNA of Tilletiopsis washingtonensis, 3008 nucleotides long. RefSeq lists its product as hypothetical. The transcript is spliced from 4 exons. The coding region runs from base 160 to 2520 and encodes 786 amino acids. NCBI's taxonomy places the organism in Eukaryota, Fungi, Basidiomycota, Exobasidiomycetes, Entylomatales. The record is from RefSeq and is a predicted model, not a curated record.
AUCGUCCCGUCCUGCUCGUCCGCACUCGCGCCUUCUCUCUCCGCUGCUGCGCGCCGCGCUGCACAGCGCACGCUGCUCUCCGCCAGCAUCGCAUAUCGCCGCCUCUCUGGCGCUCUCCUCGCGGCUGCUGCGCCCAGCAGGCGCUCCCGCUUGCCCGGCAUGCGCGCGCCGCUGUGCCCGUCGCGCCUCGUGCGGCUGCUGCCCGUGCUGCUGCUGCUCGCACUGCUGGCCCUCGUGCCGGCUGUCCGCUCUGCACUGCCGCAGCACGACGCCCACGCUGCGGUGCCGCAGCCGCAGCAGACGCAGCCGCCGCCGACACCGCCCGAGCAGCGGCUCGCCGAGCGCCGCUCGCCGUCGUCCAAGGAGGAGCACAUUGCCGGCCUGCAGCGCCAGCUUGCCAGCUUGCUGCUCGAGCGCGAUGCAGCCGCAGCGCCCACGCCGGAUGUGCUGCGCCGCCAGCAGACCGCCGACGAGGUCAGCGAGAGUCAGCUGCCGACCGGCGUCUCGCGCAUCGACACACAGCCGUCGGCGACGCUCAGCUCAGUGGCGCACGACCCGCUGCUGGCCAUCAUGCCCGACUUCGCCUUCAGCAUGCCGUCGCAGAUCGUCGUCAACGGCAUCAACCUGGCGCUCGUCGUCGUGCUGAGCGUGCACCUGCUCUUCACGGCGCAGUACCACUUUCCGCUCUCGUCGCGCAACUACAUCCUGCAGGCCAUCAGCACGGCGAUGCUGCUCAUCAGCCUCAGCGUGCAGAUGCACAUCGUCCUCGCCAAGCUGCGCCAGCAGAGCAACCAGUGGCCCUACAUGUUCGCCUACAUCGGCGUGCAGAUCCCGCCGCAGGACGGCAGCUGGACGACAGUGCAGGAGGCCUUCUUCCUGCUCAUGCGUGCCUGCACGACGGCGCUCGCACACUUGACGCACAUUCAGUUCCUCACGCUGCUCUUCCCGUCAGCGCUGGAGGCGCGCCUCAUCCUCUGGAUGCUCGGUCCGCUCGCGCUGGCAGCCUCGGGGAUGGAAUUCACUGCCCUGUCGGCGGCCGACGACGUCAAGACGUCCGACCUUGGCGAUGCCGUGCGCAACAUCUGCAAUUCGGCCCUUACGCUGCUCUACACGUCGGCGCUGCUCAUCUGGGGCCUGCUCGUCAACAGACGCCGCGCUUGGCGCACCGACGGCGGCACUGCCGCCUUUGGCGCCGGCAGCGUCGGCCUCGCCAUCAUCAACACGGCCAUCUCAUUCGUCGAGAUCGCCUUCGACCGCGUCUGGUGGCUGCCCGACAUGUGCUGGACGCUCACCAUCUGGCAGUCGUGGCUCGGCUUCUGGUGGUGGGUCGGCAGCGGCAUGGGCAUCGGAGAAGUCGAGGAUCGUGCCGAGCGGCAGGAGCGGCAGCGCAAGCGCGAGGAGAGGCUCAAGCGCAAGCGUGAGCGCGCUGACCGUCAGCGACGCAAGGCCGAGGCAGCUGCCGCCAGCGUCGACGCAGAAGACAUGCUCGGCGGCAUCAAGCGUCUGCGCAACCGGCUGGCGGGCGAGACGAAGGAUGCCUCGUCUUCCAUUCAUCGUCGCCUGCGCCGAGGCACUCGCGGUGCAGGCGAAAGCGAAGGCAUCGAGCUGCAGGGCAUCGGCAUCGACGCACAGUCGCCUGGCAGCGACGAUGCCGUCACUGCGUCAGCCGCAGCUGCUAGCGGCAGUGCUGCUGCGGCUGGCGAGGUGGAACUGCAGAGCGUCUCGGUCGUCGGCAGUGGUGCUGCGUCCGGAUCGGCAGGUGCAGCACUGGCGAACGCCGAAGAUGCACGCACGACAGCCGCCAGCUCCAGCGACACGCACCCGACCGCCACGUCUGGCCCUGGCUGGCUCGGCAGCGCCUUUGACUACAUGGCCUCGCACCAGCCCAACUUCAUCCGACGACGCAUGAAGCGUCUGCGUCUCGCGCACGCUGCGGCAGCUCGCCGCGCCGCCACAGAGCAGACGGCGCUGCGCGACCAGGUGCUCAAUGCCGGGCGACCGCAAGGCCCUGGUCUGCGCACGAUGAUGUUCAACGAGCGCGGUCGGCCCAGCUCCGAGCAGGCGCAAGGCGGCUCACGCCGCACGAGCGGCGCUGGUGUGGGCGGCAGCGGACAAGGCGGCGGCCAUGGAGCAGCUGCGCCGGCGCCGCUGCAGCCGCUCGGCGAGAUGCCUGGCGACACCACGGCCGUCGAGACAGGCGGCGACACUACGAGCGGCGAGAGCUCCUCUCUCACGCGUCGUCAUCCGGGCACGACGAGUAUGCGCAGUGCGCGCCGACGGCCUAGCGCAGGUGCUGCUGGCGAGGCGCCGCGUGUGCACAGCGACGAGGAUCAGGCAGAGGAUGACUGGGUCGACGAGCUCGGCCCGCGAUCAGCGCCUCUGCCCCAGCGACUGGCAAACGACGGCAGCGGCAUGCCAGCAUCGCCGCCGCCGCAGUCGAUGCAGCAGAGCCUCUCGAGCUGGUCGUUUCGCGGCCCACUGGCCUCGGCACGGCGGACAGAUCGCUCCACGUACGACUAGGCCUGCUCCGCUUCCGCCUCUCUCUGUCCUUGCUUCUCCUCCUCUGCUCCGUCUCGCUGGCCUCGUUCUUCCUGUCUUUGCAUGCCUCGCAGUGUACCAUACCGGGCCAGUCCAUGAGAUGUGUGAUCCGCAUUUCUCUCUCUACAUCGCGUCGCGCAGCUCCUUGCCGAGCUGCACGUACUCCUCGAGGCAGUCUGGGUUCUGCAGCGUCGAGCGGUUGAUGGCGCUGAGCUCGGCGCCGUUGAGGAGCUUCUUGACGGGAAUCUCGGAGAGCUUGCUGUUGAGCGUCAGCGGCACGCCCUGCACCUGUCGGAUGAAGGCCGGCACAUGGCGAGCGCUGCGUGCGCUGCGCACGGCGCUCUUGACGGCCGUCUCGAGCGCCUUGAAGCCCUCGGGCGAGGCAGAGGCCGAGUCGAGCCGCAGCGUCACGAGCAGCACGACGACCUCGUCGUCGCCGCCACGCGUCUUGAGCGCACACACGACGGCAG